AUGAAGAAAAAAAUUAGCUACACACAAUAUAAAAUAAAAAAUACCGAUUCAAAUUAUUAUCUUUAUGAAUUAUAUAAAUCAGUUGAAAAUUGUAAAACAGGAAAUUUAUUAUUUAAAUUAACUCAUAAAGCAUUAAACUAUCAAAUACAUGAUUUACAUAUUUGGAGAUUAAUAGAACAAAAAUUUUAUGAAUUACAAAAAGAGCUAACACCUAAAGAAAUAUCUUCGAUUAUUAAUUAUUUUAAACAGAUUAAAAUUAAUGAUAGCAAAAUAUAUGAAAAUAGUAUUGAUAUAAUACUUUCAUCUAUCGAUAAAUAUUCUAUUCAUGAUUUAUCAUUAAUAUGUUUAUCUUUUACUUAUUUUAAUAAAAUCAAUAUAAAUUUCAUGAAUAAAUUAGCUAAUGCAAUAAUCAAAUUAUAUGAGCGUGACAAAAAUAAUAUACAAAAUCUAAGUAAAAAAGAAUUAUAUAACAUUUUUAUUUCAUAUGUUCAUAUAAUUGGAUCAUACAGUAAAAUAAAACAUAAAAAUAUUGAAUUAUUUAAAAUAGCUUCUUUAUAUAUUCAUUAUGCUUUAAAUUCUGAUAUAAAUAUUCCAGCAAAAAUUAUUUUAAAAAUAAUAAAUUCUUAUACCAAUGUAAAAAUUAAACACAGUAAAAUAUUUGACCUAAUAGCAAAGCAAAUUCCAAUUCUUAAAAUCACAGAUGAAGAAUUAACAAUUAUAAAAGAUAGUUUUAAACAAUUAAAAUAUUCUAAUGAAACCCUCGAUAAAUAUAUCCAGUAUAGAUUGUCUUAA
Messenger RNA from Plasmodium relictum, 792 nucleotides. RefSeq names its product conserved Plasmodium protein, unknown function. Bases 1 to 792 code for a protein of 263 amino acids. The transcript is spliced from 3 exons. Lineage: Eukaryota; Apicomplexa; Aconoidasida; Haemosporida; Plasmodiidae. The record is from RefSeq and is a predicted model, not a curated record.